AUGAAGCUCAACCUACUCAUCAUGUGCCUGGCCUCUGUGUCCGACAUAGUCCACUUGGGUGAUCUAACCAUAGAUCUUCAACUUACACGCCAUGCCGGGGCUCUAACAUAUUUUAAGACAAAUGUGUCCUGCAAGCCAGACGAAUACGGUGGUGUUCGGAAGUCUGAUCUUAAGAGGCCAAUCAACUACCUUGAAAGAAGCUCCUUCAUACUUGAUUUCAAAAAUGGUUGCUCUGUCGUGGCUGCGUGGAAGGCUUCUAUGCCAUGA
Penicillium hordei is the source of this 267-nucleotide messenger RNA. RefSeq lists its product as uncharacterized. The transcript is spliced from 2 exons. The coding region runs from base 1 to 267 and encodes 88 amino acids. The record is from RefSeq and is a predicted model, not a curated record. Lineage: Eukaryota; Fungi; Ascomycota; Eurotiomycetes; Eurotiales; Aspergillaceae.